Coregonus clupeaformis (lake whitefish) is the source of this 3621-nucleotide messenger RNA. Its product is annotated as regulator of nonsense transcripts 1-like. The record is from RefSeq and is a predicted model, not a curated record. Gene Ontology annotation, molecular function: ATP binding; RNA helicase activity; DNA binding. The transcript has 24 exons. Gene Ontology annotation, biological process: nuclear-transcribed mRNA catabolic process, nonsense-mediated decay. Gene Ontology annotation, cellular component: cytoplasm. NCBI's taxonomy places the organism in Eukaryota, Metazoa, Chordata, Actinopteri, Salmoniformes, Salmonidae. Bases 219 to 3542 code for a protein of 1107 amino acids.
GCUAGGAAGUUCGUCACUGUUUGGUGUUGGAGUUCAGGCGCCUCUCGAGCUGUUUUCGGGUUAAUUUCUGGUGUGGUUCAAAUUUUGUUUAGGUUCAAAUCAGACUCGAAGCAGAAGCGGUGAUCACAAAUAUCCGCAUUGAUAAACAUAUCACCGAGGAUCUUGAUCAUAUUCAUCACUUCACCGGAGUCCGUUUAGUCAGCGCAACUUGUGUCGAGAUGAGUGUGGAAGCGUACGGGCCGAGUUCUCAAACGCUCACCUUCCUGGACACCGAAGAAGCGGAGCUACUUGGAGCAGAUACCCAGGGCUCGGAGUACGAGUUUACCGAUUUUACCCUACCUAGCCAGACACAAACUCAAGGCCACACCCAGAGUCAGCUGGACAAUCAGGUGAAUGGUCCUGAUGAGGGGCUUCACAAUGGAGGGGUCAAUGAUGUUGCCAAGGCAAGCCAACUCCUCUCUGAGUUGAACUUUGAGGAGGAUGAAGAGGACACCUAUUACACCAAAGACCUCCCACUGCAUGCCUGCAGUUACUGUGGCAUCCAUGAUCCUGCAUGUGUGGUGUACUGCAACACAAGCAAGAAGUGGUUCUGCAAUGGACGUGGCAAUACAUCUGGCAGCCACAUCGUAAACCACUUGGUGAGAGCCAAAUGCAAAGAGGUGACUCUGCACAAAGACGGGCCGCUGGGCGAGACGGUGCUGGAGUGCUACAACUGUGGCUGUCGCAACGUCUUCCUCCUGGGCUUCAUACCCGCCAAGGCCGACUCUGUGGUGGUGCUGCUGUGCAGGCAGCCAUGUGCCAGUCAGAGCAGCCUGAAAGACAUAAACUGGGACAGCUCCCAGUGGCAGCCGUUGAUUCAGGACCGCUGCUUCCUGUCCUGGCUGGUGAAGAUCCCCUCAGAGCAGGAGCAGCUCCGGGCCCGCCAGAUUACCGCCCAACAGAUCAACAAGCUAGAGGAGCUCUGGAAGGACAAUCCCACGGCCACUCUGGAGGAUCUGGAGAAGCCCGGCGUCGACGAGGAGCCUCAGCAUGUGUUGCUGCGCUACGAGGAUGCCUACCAGUACCAGAACAUCUUUGGCCCCCUCGUCAAACUGGAGGCCGACUACGACAAAAAGCUUAAAGAGUCCCAGACCCAAGAUAAUAUAACGGUCAGGUGGGACCUGGGGCUGAAUAAAAAGCGGAUUGCCUAUUUCUCCUUGCCCAAGACGGAUUCAGGUGACAUGCGGCUGAUGCAGGGAGAUGAGAUUUGUCUGCGCUACAAAGGAGACCUGGCCCCCCUAUGGAAGGGCAUCGGGCACGUCAUCAAAGUCCCAGACACACCCUUUGUGAAAGACUAUGGAGAUGAGAUUGCUAUAGAAUUGCGCAGCAGUGUCGGAGCACCUGUGGAAAUAACCCACAACUACCAGGUGGAUUUCGUGUGGAAGUCCACUUCCUUUGACAGAAUGCAGAGUUCCCUGAAGACCUUUGCUGUGGACGAGACGUCUGUGUCAGGCUACAUCUACCAUAAGCUGCUGGGCCACGAGGUGGAGGAUGUCAUCAUCAAGUGUCAGCUGCCCAAACGCUUCACUGCCCAGGGCCUGCCCGAUCUCAACCACUCUCAGGUGUAUGCUGUGAAGACUGUGCUGCAGAGACCCCUCAGUCUUAUCCAAGGCCCCCCCGGCACUGGGAAAACUGUCACCUCUGCCACCAUAGUGUACCACCUCGCCAGGCAGGGCAAUGGACCCGUGCUGGUGUGUGCUCCCAGUAACAUCGCGGUGGACCAGCUGACUGAGAAGAUCCACAUGUCGGGUCUGAAGGUGGUCAGGCUGUGUGCUAAGAGCAGAGAGGCCAUCGACUCCCCCGUCUCCUUCCUGGCCCUGCACAACCAGAUCCGCAACAUGGACAGUAUGCCAGAGCUGCAGAAGCUGCAGCAGCUGAAGGAUGAGACUGGGGAGCUGUCGUCUGCUGACGAGAAGCGCUACCGGGCCCUGAAGCGCACCGCUGAGCGAGAGCUUCUCAUGAAUGCGGAUGUGAUCUGCUGUACCUGUGUGGGGGCAGGAGACCCCCGCCUGGCCAAGAUGCAGUUCCGCUCAAUCCUCAUUGAUGAGAGCACCCAGGCCACCGAGCCAGAGUGCAUGGUGCCUGUGGUCCUGGGGGCCAAGCAGCUCAUUCUGGUGGGAGACCACUGCCAGCUGGGCCCAGUAGUGAUGUGUAAAAAGGCAGCCAAGGCGGGCCUGUCCCAGUCUCUGUUUGAGCGUCUGGUUGUGCUGGGCAUCAGGCCCAUUCGUCUGCAGGUGCAGUACCGUAUGCACCCGGCCCUCAGCGCCUUCCCCUCCAACAUCUUCUAUGAGGGCUCCCUGCAGAACGGCGUCACCGCUGCUGACCGCAUCAAGAAAGGCUUUGACUUCCAGUGGCCGCAGCCAGACAAGCCCAUGUUCUUCUAUGUAACUCAAGGCCAGGAGGAAAUCGCUAGCUCUGGAACGUCCUACCUGAACAGAACUGAGGCGGCCAAUGUGGAGAAGAUCACCACCAGGCUGCUGAAGGCUGGGGCCAAGCCUGACCAGAUAGGCAUCAUCACCCCCUACGAGGGCCAGAGGUCCUACCUGGUGCAGUACAUGCAGUUCAGUGGCUCCCUCCACACAAAGCUCUAUCAGGAGGUUGAGAUCGCCAGCGUGGAUGCGUUCCAGGGCAGGGAGAAGGACUUUAUCAUCCUGUCGUGCGUACGAGCCAACGAGCACCAGGGCAUCGGCUUCCUUAAUGACCCGCGCCGUCUCAACGUGGCCCUCACCAGAGCCAAGUAUGGGGUGAUCAUUGUGGGCAACCCAAAGGCCCUGUCCAAGCAGCCUCUGUGGAACCACCUGCUCAACUACUACAAGGAGCAGAAGGUUCUGGUGGAGGGACCCCUCAACAACCUGAGAGAGAGCCUGAUGCAGUUCAACAGGCCCCGCAAGCUGGUCAACGCCAUCAACCCUGGAGCCCGGUUCAUGAGCACUGCCAUGUAUGAUGCCCGCGAGGCCCUCAUCCCUGGGUCUGCCUACGAUCGCAGCAGCACAGGGCGUCCAUCCAACAUGUAUUUCCAAACCCACGAUCAGAUCGGCAUGAUUGGGGCUGGGCCAGCCCACAUGGCGGCCAUGAACAUGCCUAUUCCCUUCAACUUAGUGAUGCCCCCCAUGCCUCCGCCAGGCUACCUAGCCCAGGCCAACGGCCCUGCUGCAGGUCGUGGUGGGGCACUGAAGGGCAAAGCGGGGCGUGGCGGGCGCCAGAGGACCCGCGGCAUGGGGAACCACGGUAGCAGCGGGCAGGCCAACGGGCCCAACAGCCAGGCCAGCCAGGACGUGUCUUCCCAGCCCUUCUCCCAGGGGCCACUCACCCAGGGCUACAUCACCAUGAGCCAGCCCUCCCAGAUGAGCCAGCCUGGCCUCUCCCAGCCUGAACUUUCCCAGGACAGUUAUUUAGGCGACGAGUUCAAGUCCCAGAUCGACGUGGCUCUGUCGCAGGAUUCGACUUACCAGGGUGAACGUGCAUACCAACAUGGUGGGGUGACUGGACUGUCACAGUACUAGAGUGUAAGGUUGUUGGAAGAGGAGCUAGGCUUGAGUUGAGCUUAGUUCAUCAGCAUUUUAAUCUGGGUAAUAAUAAAAA